AUGACGCUGUGGAAUGGAUCCUUCCCCUUCUACCCUGGUGCCAGUGAGUCCUUCCCCUUUGACACCACCCAAGCUGUCAUCAUCUCCGUCUUCCUCUCUGUAUUGGCCACCUUCAUCAUUAUCCUGCCGGGGAUCCGGGGCAGGGGGCAACUCUUCUGGUUCCUGAGGGUGGUGAUGGGUCUCUUCGUGGGAGCAGUGGUCCUCACUGUACAGUUCACCAGGGACUGGGAAACAGGCUGGGUGACAGCAAACACCUCCUACAAGUCCUUCAGUCAGGCUGUGGUGAACGUGAAUGUUGGGCUGCACAUUGGCCUGGCAGGAAUGAACAUCACACUGGUGGGAAACCCAGUGAAUCAGGUCAAUGAGACCAUCAACUACAAUGAGCACUUUGCCUGGAGCUUCAAGGCAGACUAUGACCACAGCUAUGGUGAAGGGCUGAAGAGGGGGCUGCCCAGCCCCAUCCUCUAUGUGGCAGAGAAGUUCACCACACAAAGCCCCUGCAGCAUGCACAUGCAGUACCGCAUCUCCAGCCACUACACGUCCCUCACACUGUGGAUGGCCUUUUGCACAUGGCUCAUUUCCAUCCUAUUGUUCUCCAUGCCCAUCCUGCUCUACGGUGGCUGCAUGCUCCUGCUCACUGCCGUGCUGAUGCUCUCCUCACUGAUCUUCUUCACUGCAAGGAACACUCUGAAGUGUCCCAUCCUGUUUGGCCCAGCUUCCUUGAACACAGACUAUGGUGGAUCCUUUUGGCUGACAUUAGCAACAGGGCUGCUGUGCCUGCUGCUGGGACUGGGUGUCAUCACCCUGAACUCCACACAGCCGGAGAAGCUGAAGCUUGUCUUUAACCUGGACAAGGGAAAGGAAGAAGAAGAGGAGAGAUGGGACAAGUGCUGCCGGCCAGCCGAGCCCAGCUCCUCUGCACAGGAUGUGCUGAUGGUGCCCCUGGGUGAGCUUUGUGAGGUGACAGCCACCCAGCUGUAA
Molecule: messenger RNA, 981 nt
Organism: Athene cunicularia (burrowing owl)
Lineage: Eukaryota; Metazoa; Chordata; Aves; Strigiformes; Strigidae
Product: dual oxidase maturation factor 1-like
Exons: 6
Coding region: 1-981 (326 amino acids)
Biological process (GO): protein transport
Cellular component (GO): endoplasmic reticulum membrane
Source: RefSeq, a predicted model, not a curated record